AUGACUAUUUCGGAAAUAGUGACCAGCGUCCUUAUUGUUGGAGCUGGUCCAGCAGGGGCUAACGUUGACAUUGUUCGUCUUAGAUUAUGUGCUGCACUAUGGCUGGCGCAGUUAGGAAUCGACUUUCGAAUUGUGGACAGAAGAUCAGAUCAGCCAAGAAAAGGACAGGCAGAUGGGCUCAACCCAAAGACCAUGGAGAUUUUCGAAGCGUUUGGCAUUCAUGAAAAAAUCACAAAGCGCUGGGAGCCUGGCACAGAUGAGAUGUUCUGGGUGCGAGGGAAAGAUGGGGAGUUGACAAGGAUGGAGAGACUGCGUAAAAAACAUCCACAUGGGGUCCGGUGGACACAUGGAACAUUGCAGCAGGGAACAGUUGAAGAGAUUAUGAAGAAGCGAAUGACCAAGAUCUCGGGCAUCACUGUCGACUACGACACAUCGCUUUCCACUUUGGAUAUUGAUACUUCUCGGGUUGGUUCCUUGGAAGCCUACCCCUGCACCGUUUUGCUUCAACAAGAAAGUGGUGGUGUUCCACAAAAGAAGCUAGUACAAUCAAAGUAUGUCAUCGGGGCGGAUGGAGGAAAGUCUACAACUAGAAACCUCCUGGGAUUCGACAUGCAGGGCGAGCGAGGCUCUUCGGUCUGGGGUGUUAUGGACUUUGUAGGGCGAUCUGACUUUCCAGACUUCGGGGCAACGUCAAUUAUCCGAAGUGAUGUCGACGGAGCCGUCGAUUUCGUUCGCCGCGAGGACGGUUUGGUACGCAUGUAUGUGGAACUGAAUAAGGGACCCGAAUGGGAAGGGCUCGACAGAGACCAAAUCACCGCUGAACUCAUCAUCAAAAAAUGCCAAUUUUUGCUGCGUCCGUACACCUUGCAUGUUGACGAAUGUGUUUGGUGGUCAGCCUUUACAGCAACACAGCGACUCAGCAGUGGAAUGAGCAGACAUCGCCGCGUUUUCCUCGUUGGGGAUGCAGUCCACACACACUCUCCUCUCACUGGAAUGGGAAUGAAUACAAGCUUGCAGGAUUCAUACAAUCUUGUGUGGAAGCUUAGAGGCGUCAUCAAAGGGCAGCUCAAGCCAGAAAUUCUCGAUACUUACGAUACCGAACGCCAAGUCGUUGCGAAGCAGCUACUCAAUGCCGAUCGAACAUGUUUGGAUUUAUUUGAAACUCCCAUCGGCUCCGAGGCCCCUUCCAUUCUGGAGAGAGCGGAAGAACUGAUAAUAUUUCUUGCGGGGCGAGGUAUUUGCUAUUCUGACCCGCUCUUGACGUCGCCAUCUGUUCGACAGAUUGGAUUGAAACCUGGUGAGAACCUGCCAGAGCAGGAACUCUUCAAUCACGCCACUGGAAGAGCUACUCAUCUGCACAAUGCUCUCAAGGCAGACGGGAGUUGGUGUCUCAUUGUUUACGCCGGUGACGCAUCAUCCCUCACUAAACGGUUGGGAGAUGAUAAACACUUUUCUGGUGCACUGUGCGCCGUGGAUAAGAUAAUUCUGGCGGAAUUCCCUGCAAUCUUCCCUCCCAUGCAUCGAGCGGCCGGUCAAGACUAUGGGAAAAUCUGUAUUGAUGAGACCAACGUCUAUGAAGAGGCUGGUCUGAACCAGAAAACCGGCGGAGUUGUUCUUGUGCGUCCGGACUGUUAUAUUGGCUGGGUUGGCACAUUGAGUGAUUUUGGUGGCCUCAAGGAAUACCUUUCGAGGAUAUUUCAGACUGGGUCCAAAAUUCACGAUGCACACACAAGUGCCUAG
Molecule: messenger RNA, 1740 nt
Organism: Penicillium maclennaniae
Lineage: Eukaryota; Fungi; Ascomycota; Eurotiomycetes; Eurotiales; Aspergillaceae
Exons: 10
Coding region: 1-1740 (579 amino acids)
Molecular function (GO): FAD binding
Source: RefSeq, a predicted model, not a curated record